UAUAGUACCAACUUAACGCAACGAGUUAACGAACUCAUUCUGUUAUUGUUCCGUGAUCGAUGAUCAUUCGUUGAAGUUCGUUGAAUGUUGAACUGUGCUUGUGAUAAUAUUUGUUCUUCUAGAGGCCUAUUCUGUAACUUUUAACAAAUGCGUUAUAACUGUAACGCAUGCGUUAGUCGUCGUAUCGUCGACGAAUUCAUGGUUAACAAAUGAAUUAUAGUUAUAACGCAUGCGUUAAAAGUUACAGAAUAAGUCUGCUGGAUCGAUUGCUAUUCUAAUAAAGAAGUCAUCACCAACAAAAAUGAGUGAAAGUCCACCGGAAAGUAGGAAUCGUCGUAGAAAUACGAACAAGCAAAUAAUUAAUGAAUUAGUUAGGCAAUGUAGGAAUCAAAGAAAAUUGGACGAUUUAAGAAAUCGAAUUACUACUGUCUACAAGACAGAGGCUUUAUCCGAUAAAGAGGUUUCAUCCGAUGAAGAGGUUUCAUCCAAUGAAGAGGUUUCAUCCGAUGAAGAGAAUAAUGAAAUGCUGCCCAUUCCAGGGAUUGAAGAUAUUUCUUUAUUAGAAACAAAUUCUGAAGUAUCAACAGAAUCUGAUGCAUCUAUCGAUCAACUUGAAAAUGAAAAUAUGGAUGAUAACAAUAAUUAUAAUAAUGACAAUGACAGUGAAUUACAUUUUGAAGAUGAGAAUAAUGACAGCGAAGGAAGUGUUGAAAUUAAUGAUGCUAACAGAUAUAGUAACGAUGAAGAAAAUGAUGAUUUAAUGAUUGAAUUUGAAAAUGACGAACAGAGAGGACGCUAUGUUUUAAAAACAUUGAGGGAGUGGGCCCUUGAAGGAGUUUAUGGUUGUGAAAUUCUUAUCUACUGAUGAUGAAGAAACUGAUGAUGAAUGUUACGAGGUGGCUCUUUCAAAAUGGCUUGAAGAUUUAGAUGAAAAUAGGAUUGGAAAUAUAUUCUGGCCAGAAGAUAAAUCUAUAGCAGGGACAUUAGUUCGAACUCAAGCAAAUGCGGAAUCAAAUUGGCCCACUUAUACAGUGGAAGUUAAAAGAUACUAUGAUACAUAUUUUCAAGCGCGAAAAGGAUUAACAGGAAUAAUAGAGUAUGCUUCAGCCUAUGAGACUGAUACUGGAAAAGAAAUGGGAAGAGGAAAGAGGAAGAAAAAAGUAAAACCAUUCACGUCUUCAGAGGAAUCUGAUAAUGAUCAGUGUGUAAAAGAUCAAUUGAAGGAAAAAAAGUGUAGCAUUCCUUCACCACCAACAAUCCAUGUUCCUGGAACUUCUAUCUCAACUGAUAAGAAUUCUGGUCAUAUUAAAUACAAAAGACAUAUUAUUGAAGAUUCCUCAAGCAUAAAAAAACUGAAAGUUGCAAAAGAUUCAAGUGAAUCUACAGGAUCAGAAAAUACUCGUGAACGAUUGCUUGAAAAGAUUAUCAAUGAAAGAAAAAAGGCUAUGAAAAAAAAUGAGAAAAAUAAUACUACAUUAUUUGCUGCACAUUCACAAGUUUUACAACCAUCAUCAGGAAAGCAAUCUACAUCUAACACCUUUCUUUGUCAACGUAACAUGAAGACUUCCUCUACAUCAAAAAUUGUGAAAUCUCCAGAGAAGACUGCAGUUAAUAAGCUCAGAGAAUUGUUUGAUAACACUAAGACAAAAACCAAAGAAAAGGUUAAAAAAUCUAAACCCUCUACAGCUUCUGAAGUUUCCUUAAAAAUUACACCAGGUCCUUCUAACAACUAUUCUGAAAGAUCUAAUAUGAGUCCUUCGACAGAGUCCGAUAUUUCAAGGAAAUCAGAUGAUCCGCUUAGAAACCCACAGAAAUCUCCUUCUUUGUUGAAUUUGGAAUUAAAAAGAGAACAUAAUCCGAUAAAUUCUUUGUCUCAAUCACCAUCAGUAAAUGAUGAUACUUCACAAGAUACUACACUACUCGCACAAGAAGAAAAGAGCAGCCCACUUUCUUCCAAAGAAAAAUUAGAGCGACCUGUUCGUAAUUUGACAAAUGUUCUUAGUGCAGAUUUUGAUCAACAUUUUAUAACAUUGAAAAAGAACUUAGACGACAUGAGCAGCAAGCUUGACGUCAUUAUUAUGAACCAAGCGAACUUAAAUAAAUGUUUGAUUCCGGAACAGGCUAUCAUUACUAGACCUUCAAAUCUACCUCCUUUACCUUUAAAUGAUAUGAAAAAUCUCGAAGAGUUUGACAAAUUUUUAUCUAAAGAUGUAAAUCUGUCGGCAGCGUGUUACUAUUUGAAGAGUUUGCCGUUAGGUGAUAAUGAAAAAAUUGUAGCAUCAAGACUUAUGACCAAAUUGAUGACUAAUUCCUUAGCGAAACAAUUCAACUUUGAUGGUCAUAAUCCUCAAAAGGCUAAAGUUAAUAAAAGGCCAUUUAAGAAACUGAAACUAUGGGAAUUAUUUCAAGGAGUUAUGCUAUUAAAAUUUCCUACCAGUGAUUUGGAAGAUGCCUUAAAUGCAGUCAGAAAUUGGCUACGAAACGCUGCUGGGCGUAAGCAAUGAAAUGUGCAAUUUCAUUUUUUUUAUUUUUAACAGAAUCUAAUGUAUAAGAAAAGCAGAGGUAAAAAGUGCUCGCAUACGAGAAUAUUGCGUUGUAAUAUCUUAUUAUUCUUAGACGACUCUUUACAAGGUCUUUUUCUCGAUACAAAUUAGCACGGGGGAGGUUUCCCAUUAAAAGGGAAGAGGUCAUUUAAUAUUCGUCAUAAAAUGCAAUUAAUUAUUUUUUUUUCUUGAAUGUGAAAUAUGAUCUCUAUUCAUGUGCAAUUUGCGAAGUCUUAUGUCAUUUUUAUUUUGUUAUUGUAUUUUUGAUAUUGCUGCUUUAUUUUGAAUAUUAUUUGUCUUAUUUUUUAUUUAUGUAACUGAUAAGACAUUGUCAGGUUUAAAUUUGAUUUGAAUUAUUACAUAUAAAAGUUUUUAGUUGAAGUAUGUAUAUGUAGAAUAUA
Nylanderia fulva is the source of this 2944-nucleotide messenger RNA. NCBI's taxonomy places the organism in Eukaryota, Metazoa, Arthropoda, Insecta, Hymenoptera, Formicidae. The record is from RefSeq and is a predicted model, not a curated record.